Molecule: messenger RNA, 5853 nt
Organism: Cyprinus carpio (common carp)
Lineage: Eukaryota; Metazoa; Chordata; Actinopteri; Cypriniformes; Cyprinidae
Product: fibulin-2-like
Exons: 17
Coding region: 387-4460 (1357 amino acids)
Cellular component (GO): extracellular region
Molecular function (GO): calcium ion binding
Source: RefSeq, a predicted model, not a curated record
CUAAUGCAUUUUCAAGUUUUCAGUUAAUAUUGUGGUAUUUUUAUAAUGGUCUCGACUGAUUAACCGCUGAUGGUCUAAUGGUUAAGGUUCUUAAGUCAAGGUUGUAUGAAUGGACUGCUUCAGAAAGUAUGUACCUUACGUAUGGAGGUCUCCAACUUUGUCCCUCCCCUUUCUUAACGCUCUCUAAGCUGCAUUGUGUAGGCUUGAAAAGGCAGGUUAGUUGUCUGCACCUUCUAAUCUAUGGACGCACGGAAGAACAUGACUCCAGCGAGGUUUCCCUGACUGCUUGCAGUUCACAAGAGGAGAGCAGACUGUUUGGGAUCUGGAGAGGUUGGAGUGUACUGGAGAUAUUUAUCGGCUAUUGACACACCAGGCACCAAGUCAAAAUGCCCCGUGGCCUCUUGAACUUGGUGUUUUUGCUGAGUAUAACCGGCUGCCUUUGUCAAAGGGAUUGCACUGGUGUAAAUUGCCCUGAAUUGCAUAACUGCAUCGAAGAGGUUUUGGACACUGGAGCAUGUUGCGCUACCUGCAUGCAAACGGGCUGCAUGUGCGAGGGUUACCAGUAUUACGACUGUGUCAGUGCUGGCUUUAGAACCGGCAAAGUUCCAGAAGGCGAGUCGUACUUUGUGGACUUUGGGAGUACUGAAUGCUCCUGCCCACAAGGAGGUGGACGGAUCAGCUGCCAUUUUAUUCCAUGCCCUGAGCUUCCAGCCAACUGUAUAGAAUUGUUGGAACCGUCAGAUGGGUGCAUUCAGUGCGAGCGAAUUGGAUGCGUUCACGAGGGGCAGAAGUACGAUGCUGGACACUCAUUCCAAAUUGACCCUUGCCAAGUAUGCCACUGCCCAAAUGAAGGAGGGAACCUAAUGUGCUAUCCGAUUCCAAACUGUGACCCAAAUCGCACGUCAAAACCCAUGCUGACCACAACAGCUGAGGACAGCACACCAGAGAGACGCUACCAAGACCCUAUGCGGCACAUUGUUAACCAUCAAGGCUCUAGAGGUCGUUUUAACAAACACUUUCCUUCACACAGCGAUAGCAAUCUUCCUUUUAAGCUACAUAUGAGAAACAUAGAUGAGAAGGAAGAGGAUGAUGAAGACUAUGAUUAUCCACCCACUGAUUCCUUAGCUCCAUCUCUGCAUGAUUUUGCUGCUCCCACGGAGUCAUCCAUCAUCUCUGUAUCUCAUUCAGAUAUUUUCACCCCCCGCCAGGGCAUGCACAGGGGAGCCAAGCAAGAGCUGAGGGAGAUGCUUGGUAUUCGUAAGUCCACAACAGACAGGCCGCAGUUUCCUUUCCAUAAGGAAAGUACUGACGGGAUGAUUGUCGGCAUUCAUAACGACAAAGCAAAAAAUGAGCUAUUCAGCCCUCUGAAAUAUGAAACAGAUCGGGAACAAUUCAUCCUUCCUUUGGAAACUACAUACAGAGUGGGAUUCUCCACACACGACGAUACCACAGAGAUACAGAACUUUAGUCUUUAUAAAGACAACUCCAAUCAAGAGGCCCAAACAGAUGAUGAACAGCUUGAAUUUCCUUCAGAAACUACUGAUGGGGAUACAUAUACCUCACAGGAUGACACCACAUACAGCACAAUGGUUACUGACUCUCCGAUGGCUGUUGAGCAAACUACAUCUCCUCUUUGGGAAACCACAACUUCAUUGCAGACCACUUGGGACGGUGUAUCAGAGAGUCAAAUUCAUUCACAUCACAUUCACCCCCACACUGUGGAAACAGAUGGCUCCAUAGAAAAAGAAACAAUCACAAGAGGUUCUAGUAAGGAAAAAGCAGCUGUUUUGAAUUCAACUACUAGAUUUGAUGGUACUCAGUAUGAACAUAUCCUAAGUAUUCAAAGUUCAUUUAAGCAAAGUGUGACCAUCCCUACCGAAACUUUAACAGAACAUGGAAAAUCAGAGGCAGAACUUGAAGAGGAACACAAAAGACAUUCAGUGGACCACAAAGAACCUUCUGUAGACCACGAACAGCAUCCUGCUGAACACAUAAAACCCCUUGAGCGCCAAAAACCUGGAGCAGAACAUGUGCAGACUUUAGGAGAAAACAACACAGAGCUUGAAAGGAAACAUCAGUGGCAGUUGUUCUCUCCAGUUAAAUUUAGUCCAACCAGCCCACCUUCAAACAAACAGACCCACCGUCUGUUUAACUUCGGAGGGGAGGAGGAAGAGGCAGACAACACCCUCAGAACUCAUUCUAGGAUGGAGGAGGGGUUGGUGGAGAUACAGGGCUGUUGUGUGGCUGGGCAGAAAUGGGCAGAGGAGAACCGGCACUGCAACCGUAUGCCUGUCAAAUCAGAAGACCUCAACUCUGUAUGUGGGGUGGUCCAGAAGCAGUGCUGUUCAGGUGCUCUAAGAGAGAGCAGGUGUCAGGCUGGCAUAAAUGCAGCAAGGGCCGGACGUGCCUGUGAGGAAAACAGCCCACUCUGUGGAGAAGAUUCCCAAACGGAUUGCUGUAACUGCUGUGCGCUGGGUCUGCGUUUGCGGAGGGAAGGUAAAGGUUGUGAAGCACAUCAGCACCUGAGCUACCCAUGUGGACACGUCUUCCUCACGUGCUGCGAGGAGGGAGAGGAAGGACUUGCUCCACCUACGAUCAAGAAAAAACAGAGGCCUCAACCGACUGCUCUUCCUAAGAAAGUAUCAGACAGUCAGUUUCGGAAGCAAGCAUUGUCGGCUGGGGAUGUGGAUCCUGCAGCGAAUUCACUGGAGGAUUUGGAGCAUGAUAACUGGUGCCAGAGAUCUGCACCGCUCUGCCAUCACACCUGCAUCAACACUCGUGAAUCCUACCUGUGCGCCUGCUACCCUGGAUACACACUCCUGCAGGAUGCCCGCACCUGUGUGCCAGAUAACCAGGAAGAAGACAACAGAGUAAGUGAGGAAGACAGGCAGCUUACAGUAGCUCCAGCAAGACAAGAAACUGCUACUCAAACCCUGGUCUUACGUAACCCAUGUGCAGGUAAUGGGCCCUGCUCUCAGCAGUGCUCUGUUGUUAGAGGACUGGCCCAAUGUUCCUGUUUCCCAGGAUUCUCUCUGAUGGCUAAUGGACACACCUGUGAAGAUGUGAACGAGUGUGUGACAAACACGCAUACCUGCCAGGCCAACGAGCGCUGCGUAAACACGGUAGGAGGGUUUGUGUGCGAGAGGCAGAUCUCAUGUUCGAGCGGUUACCAGCUGAGGAAUGGAGUAUGUGAAGACAUCGAUGAGUGUGUUACGCGAACCCAUAACUGUGGGAUGGGCUUCCAGUGUCAGAACACUGAUGGCUCAUUCACGUGUAACCCGAAGCAAGGCUGCCUCACAGGCUUCACUCAGGACUCACAUGGCAACUGCAUCGACAUCGAUGAAUGCAGCAGUGUGAAAGAACCAUGUACGUCCGGCUUUAACUGCAUAAAUACUGUGGGCUCUUACACCUGUCAGCGCAAGAUUAUCAUGUGCAGUCGGGGUUACCAUUCCAGUCCUGAUGGAGCACGAUGUAUUGAUGUAGAUGAAUGUCAGACGAGCACCCACCGCUGUGGAGAGGGCCAAAUCUGUCACAACCUGCCCGGCAGCUACCGCUGUGACUGCCAAACCGGCUACCAGUACGAUGCCGUUCGCCAGCUCUGUAUGGAUGUAAAUGAGUGUUGGAGGUACCCGGGCCGCCUGUGUGCCCAGACCUGUGAUAACACGCCGGGCUCCUACCAGUGCUCCUGUACCACUGGCUUCUCCCUGGCCUUUGAUGGCAAGAACUGUGAAGAUAUUAAUGAAUGUGACAGCAAUCCCUGCAGUCAGGAGUGUGCAAACAUGUAUGGCUCUUACCAGUGUUAUUGCCGAAUGGGCUACUACCUGAAAGAGGAUGGGCACACGUGUGAAGAUAUCGACGAGUGUUCACAGAGCAUUGGAAACCUCUGUGCAUUCCAGUGUGUGAACGUCCCAGGUAGCUACACAUGUGCCUGUCCUCCCCUUGGUUACUCUAUGUCACCUAAUGGACGCACCUGUCAAGAUAUUGACGAAUGUGCCAUUGGAUCACACAAUUGCUCUGCUUCCCAGACUUGUUUCAACAUCCAAGGAGGCUUCCGUUGCUUGUCAUUUGCAUGUCCAGACAACUACAGGAGAGUUUCAGAUAUACGCUGCGAGCGAAUAAGUUGCCCCAACUUCCAGCAAUGCCAGACCAUGCCAUUACGCAUCACGUACUACCAGCUGAGCUUCCAGACCAACAUCAUCAUCCCAUCUCAGAUCUUCCGCAUCGGACCCUCGCCCGCCUACUCGGGUGACAACAUCAUCAUCAGCAUCCUGCGAGGAAAUGAGGAUGGCUACUUCAGCACACGGAAGCUUAACAGCUUCACAGGCGCAGUGUACCUGCAACGGCAGGUGCGAGAGCCGCGGGACUUCCUCAUUGACGUGGAAAUGAAGCUGCUGCGUCAAGGAACUUUCACAACUUUCCUGGCCCGCAUCUACGUGUUCAUCACAGCAAACUCCAUGUGAUAUUACACUCAUCUAAUGACGCCUUUGAUUCCACAUGGUGCUAAACUCUUCAAGCUUUUGCCUUGAAGUUGUCAUCUGGCAGAUCUUUAGGCUUCUGUUUGCCUAACAGAUUUUGCUCAGAGAGAAUUUGAUGGGACUCUCCCACUGGGAUCCAAUCGCUUUUUUUUUUUUUUGAGUAGAGUGAGAACAAACAGGAUGGAGUACAAAGAGUGACAGAAACAUUUGGCUUUAAAAAGUCCUGGUUUUUCCUCUUCAAAGUUUUGAAAGUACUCUACACCAGCUGCUAUUUAUACUGUACCAAUUUAUCUUGAUUGCCUGAAACUGCUUUUUAUAGCACUUCAUUACUUUUCUAAAAACACUAUGAUUCUCCUUGGGGGUUGGCAGAAUAGAGCUGAGGUAGAGUUACACAUUUGUAAUGGCUGUCACGAUUCAUCCAUAGGCCGGUCAAGUACUGUGCCAUUUAAACAUCUAUUAAUUUCACAGCUCUUUCGAAAUAACUGAUAACUGUAUUUGAAAAUGUAUCUAUGAUAAUACACAUGAGUGCCUCAGUUCAGAGCAAACCAGCCUGCCAAAGAGAACAUGUCUGUAAUCAUUGCGUUAAACACCUGCAAUUAAAAAGGUGUAUGAUUGUUAUUAUUAAUUCUAAUGUUUGUUUCAAAUGCGCUUCCUUUGUAGCUCUUGGUGCUAAUAUACCAUUUUGGAAACAUUUGACACGCAUACAUGAAGAGUGUGUACGCUCCAAAGCAGCACUGAGAAUGUUUUCAUUGUUACUUUGUAAUACUGGACCUAUUUUGAUGAAUUACUGUCUUGAAAAUCCGUCUCAGGGUAAAAGCAUAAAAUCAUCUUGAUAUACUCUCUAACGCACAGCAUAUAUGAAAUCAUAACAAAAUUCUACUUAUUACCGAUAAACAUAUUGGGUAUCAACAUAAAAGAGCUUCAUAUUCAUUAAAUUCAUGGAACAACCAAAUGCAUCAGUGUAAUAAUGUAGUCCAUAUUAUCUGCCUUAGUAGAUUCAGUUCUUCAAUAAAGCAACAUCAAUCCUUUUAUUAGUAUCUUAGUCAUUACUUCAGAUGUUUGUCACUUCAAUUGUUUGAGCGGUUUGAUUAUUUUAUUAAAAGUGAAAUAUCACCUCCUAGUGGUGAAAAAAUGAACUAUAGCUUGUGGCCUGAGGCUCACUGUGCAUAUUGCAUUAGCAAUAAACCACCAUCAAAUUUUAUGAUGAUAUAAUUGCACAAGUAAUGAAGCAUUUUAUUGUACUAUCAAAUGCAUUUAGAAUCAACCCUAUUUUUGUUCAAUACAUGUUCCUCCUGGUCUUUUUGUGAACAAUUUCUCAGCGCUUGUUAUUAAAAAGAAAAAAUGCUUGUAAUCUUUAAUAAAAAAGCAAUAACUUGCU